AUGGAAUCACCAUCAUCUUCGACGCGUUUCACCCUCCUACCCACAUCCUAUCUAGCUUCCCAACCACCUUCUUCCGAAAUUACUCUUCAAUCUCUCAUAGAUACCUCUGAUCGUAUGGCCGAAGAGGCCAGAGAAGCCUUACCCUACUGUUUUGAUGAAUGUACAUAUGAUAAAGGAUAUCUAAGACAGAGCGUAUGGUCUUGUCUUGAUUGCGGUGAAAAGGGAGUAUGUUAUGGAUGUUCAAUAUCCUGCCAUUCGGAGCAUCGACUAGUCGAACUCUGGACUCGUCGUUCAUUCCGAUGUGAUUGUCCAACUUCCUCGACCCAACCUGAACCUGUUCCACCAGCCAAACGAAGGAGAUGCGGUCUGUAUCCACCUGAUCAACAGCCCCAGGAACCUAAUGAAAAGAAUAAGUAUACUCAGAAUUUCAAGGGGAAGUUCUGUAGGUGUGGGAAAGAGUAUGACGCUGAGACGGAAACGGAAGCUAUGAUCUGUUGUAUCGCUUGUGAAGAUUGGUUCCAUGAAUCAUGUCUCAACCUCCGUCUCACCAUCUCUUCUAAUACACAGCCAACACAGGUCAAACCUGACGAUACAGAUCCAGCUGUACCUACAGCUACAACGAACCGUCCCUCAAGCAACCCACAAAAUUCCGAAAAUGUAGUAGAUGAAGAAGAUGAUGAAGAGUCGACUGUACUGAUCCGAUCAGAUAGUUACGACGGUCUGAUCUGCGCAGAUUGUGUGAAGGGUAACGAAUAUCUACGGAAUCAAGCAGGAAAGGAUGGGUGGAUGAUCAUUGAGCCUACUUCGGACGGUAGUCAAAGUGGAUGGACGGUGAUUGGGCAAAUAUUAGAUACAGGUAAUGAUGUGAAUGGCAAGACCGGAGGUGGAGAAGAGGUGACUACGAGUAAAAGCGAACAUGUGGAGGAUGUCGAGGAGAAGGGGAAGCGGAAAGCUGAAGAUUCCGAUGAAGUGGGAGAAGAGUCUACGAAGAAGAUUAGAUUGGAAAAUGGCCUAGCAACUCCCGUUACAGCGAGUAACAAAUCGACAUCGCAAGGUACCUCCUCAAUAUCCUCAUCAUCAUCAGGUUGGCAAUGGAAAGGUAAGGGAGAUAUAUUUUUAGCUAACGGGGUACGAGAUCAACUGAAAGAUCAACUUGAUGAAGAGACAAUUGCUAGUUUACCGUUCCCAUUGGUAGAUGAAGAGAUAUAUGAACCUCCAAAAGAUGAUGAACAAGAAGAAACGAUCGAACAGGUUACAUCAAGAGUGAUGACUUCCCUACCCAGGGUCCAAGCUAUAGAAGCGUUACACGAAUAUCAAAGGUUGAAGGAUCACCUCAAUACGAUGUUACAGCAACACGUCUCAUCAGGUCAAUCAGUUAGCAAAGCGGAUAUCGAGAAUAUGUUUGAACAGCUCAAAGGGAGAAGGGAGUAG
Messenger RNA from Kwoniella botswanensis, 1431 nucleotides. RefSeq lists its product as uncharacterized. The transcript is spliced from 7 exons. The record is from RefSeq and is a predicted model, not a curated record. NCBI's taxonomy places the organism in Eukaryota, Fungi, Basidiomycota, Tremellomycetes, Tremellales, Cryptococcaceae. Gene Ontology annotation, cellular component: cytoplasm. Gene Ontology annotation, molecular function: ubiquitin protein ligase activity; zinc ion binding. Bases 1 to 1431 code for a protein of 476 amino acids.